ACAAACGCACAGCCAUAUCUCUCCACAAUCUCGCGAUCCAGUGGAGUCACGCACUGCAGUAAAAAUUCUAUUUAAGACUCUAGACAAGGAGAUCGUGUACCAUUGUUCCUUCGUUCUAUCAGUUACCUUAUUGCCCAUUGGAGUAAGGCACAGGCCUGGAAAUCGUGUGCCCAGUCGCAGCAGUUUUGUCAAACCGUGCCUCAACAGCUUCCUGCCAGUGCACUUCUUGGGGUCGCAGUGCUCCAGGUCCCACAUAGCCACGGGGAACGGGAGAUAAUCGAACAAGAUAACUGCACGAUGGAAGAUGUGAUACACACGACAGAGUACGGUUCGCAGUCAAAGAGAGACGACGAUUCUCUGCAUAUCGCUUCAAAAUGUUGGGAACGCGUUAUGGACGCUGCUGUCAAGACCGGCUACAGAGAAGGGAUACAAGACGGAGAGGACUCUGUGCUGCAGGAGGGAUUCGACAUAGGUUACAAAGAUGGUUUUGAGACUGCUUUCGCAUUAGGAAGGUACAAAGGUUUGACUGUCGCUGCAAUGCCUACAUUGGAACAUCCCCCGGACGUGUCCGCUACUCUUGAUAAAACCAGACGCGGUGCGUGUUGGAUAUGCAACAUGGAGUCACAAAAUAAAACCUCAAGUCCGCACGAGAACACUCCAUUUUCAGAGAUUCUGAAUGAACAGAGAGUGCACUCCACAGAAGUGAUAAGCAAGCUACACGAGUACUUCAAGCCAAUCCUAAAGAAGUCGGAUAUCAGUAUUAAUUUGACUCUUUAGAUAUAUUUAAGUAGUAUUUAUAUAAAAUGAAUAAUUAAAUUAGUGAAAGUUCAGUAAUAAUAUUUUUGUAGAUAUAUUGCUGUAAAAAAUUAAUUUCCUAUAGAAAGUUUUUAUUGACACCCGGAUAAUUCCGCGACUCAAUAAUACAGAGAUUAAUUAUUGAUAA
Messenger RNA from Solenopsis invicta (red fire ant), 943 nucleotides. RefSeq lists its product as uncharacterized. The coding region runs from base 298 to 777 and encodes 159 amino acids. The record is from RefSeq and is a predicted model, not a curated record. NCBI's taxonomy places the organism in Eukaryota, Metazoa, Arthropoda, Insecta, Hymenoptera, Formicidae. The transcript has 3 exons.